Anopheles gambiae (African malaria mosquito) is the source of this 949-nucleotide messenger RNA. RefSeq names its product dynein light chain roadblock-type 2 (gene robl). The transcript has 3 exons. Gene Ontology annotation, biological process: microtubule-based movement. The coding region runs from base 264 to 557 and encodes 97 amino acids. Gene Ontology annotation, cellular component: cytoplasm; centrosome; cytoplasmic dynein complex. The record is from RefSeq and is a predicted model, not a curated record. Gene Ontology annotation, molecular function: dynein intermediate chain binding. Lineage: Eukaryota; Metazoa; Arthropoda; Insecta; Diptera; Culicidae.
UUUGAAUAUUCACCACCUGUAACGCCCGUAACGCUUUCUGCGACUUGAGCUGUCAUCAUGGUAACGCUGCGUUUGGUUGUCAAAACAAAACGAAUCGCAGUCUGCCGCGACGGGGAAAAUUACUAGUUUUCUACAAAAGAAAAGUUUUUCCAGCUGUUUGUACCGAUUGUUUCCAUAAAAAGCUGUUAUCCGUGAUAAUCAAGCAAAAAGGAUUGCUGGACUUGAAGCGCAUACGUUGUAUUUUCGUUGAAUAAAAGAAGAAAAUGUCGCAAGAAGUGGAGGAAACCCUAAAGCGCAUCCAAUCGCACAAAGGCGUCGUAGGAACGAUUGUGGUCAACAAUGAAGGUAUUCCAGUGAAAAGUACCCUCGACAACACGUCCACCGUGCAGUACGCUGGGUUGAUGAGCCAGCUGUCAGACAAGGCCCGGUCGGUGGUCCGUGAUCUGGAUCCGUCGAACGAUCUCUCCUUUCUACGGGUGCGGUCCAAAAAGCACGAAAUCAUGGUCGCUCCCGAUAAGGACUUUCUGCUGAUCGUCAUCCAAAACCCGACGGACUGAGGUACUCGUGCGUGCGCGCGGUGGUGAUGCUGCUACAGCGAGGCAGCGGGCUCGUCUGGCGUAUAUUUUUCCUUCUUUUGUUCUAUUUUAUCGUGUGUGUUGGCAACAACGCUUCAAAUGGCUUGUCUGAGUGUAUGUGCGUCCUAGCCCGGGGACGAUUUAAUUUAAAUGUAGCAAAAGAUGCAUAAUACAGACUCAAUGAAUUGAUAUGUAAUUGUUCCAUAGGAACCAUUCCUUGUCUUAACUAAUUUAUCUGCAUGUUGCUUCACAACUUCGUGAUAAAGUACAUACAACAACACACUAGGCACAACACAAGGUAUGAAGAUGGUUUUCUUAACACAUUUUUAUUAUUCAUAGAUCAUCUAUAAAAGAAAACAAAACGUAAAACAAAA